Messenger RNA from Polistes canadensis, 2223 nucleotides. Its product is annotated as nicalin. Gene Ontology annotation, cellular component: endoplasmic reticulum membrane. The transcript is spliced from 7 exons. Bases 179 to 1846 code for a protein of 555 amino acids. Gene Ontology annotation, biological process: regulation of signal transduction. NCBI's taxonomy places the organism in Eukaryota, Metazoa, Arthropoda, Insecta, Hymenoptera, Vespidae. The record is from RefSeq and is a predicted model, not a curated record.
AAUUGUACUUUGAAAUUUAAUUAAAUAAAAGAAUACGGUUUUUAGAAGUGUGGAAUCGUCUCUUCAACCGAUAUUGUAGGUUUUAUAUGGAGUUAAUCUAUUAAAGAUAGUUAAAUGAAAUUGACUGAAAAAAGUCAAAUUUAUAAUAAAAUUUUACAAGAAAAAUACUCUUUUCAUUAUGUGGUUAGAAGAAUAUGAUAGUUUUGCUGAAUUAUGUCGAGGCUAUUUACCAUAUUAUUUAUUAAUAGUCUUGCCAAUUUUUAUUAUUAUCUCUCCGGUUAAUCCUGUGGCAGCAUCACACGAAUUUCCAGUAUAUCGCAUGCAUCAACAUGAUUUGCACGGAAUUCCGCAUGGUUGCAGAAGUGCUUCCAUUUCAUUGGAAGCAAGAUCGCUCAUCGGAUGGAGUACUUCCAGGCACUGUGUUAUUACUAAAGCGUUAGAUCUUACACCUAGCAUGUUUCAAUCCAUUAAGAACAAAGCUGGAGCUUUAGUUAUCAUUUUACCUGAGAAAUUAAAUGAGUUAACAUUGGAUGAGAAACAACAUAUUAUGGAUUUAGAAAAAGCUAUGCUGUCAGACACAGAAACUCCAAUUGCUGUUUAUUUUGCAACUUGGCAUCCGGAUCUUCAAAGGAUUUUAGAUGAUAUCACAGAUGGAUCUGUGAUAGAUGAAAAAUCUCAUUCUGCAGCAGAAGCUAUAUUUAAUUCUAUUUCUGCUAGUGGUUAUCAAGUAGUUGUUGCAUCAGGUCAACCUAUGGUUAGAAAUGAUGCUAAAAUAGCAAUAUUACAUGGAAAAUUAACAGGAACCGGAGCGGAAGAAAAAUUACCUACUAUAGCAAUAGUUACACAUUACGAUAGCGCAAGUGUAGCACCGGAAUUAUCUUUUGGAGCAGACAGCAAUGCAUCCGGAGUGGCGAUGUUAUUAGAAUUGGCUAGAUUGUUCUCUGCGUUGUACUCCACAGGACGAUCAAGACCCCACUAUAAUCUUGUUUUCAUUGCUACUGGAGCAGGGAAAUUAAAUUAUCAAGGUAGUAAAAAAUGGUUGGAAGAUCAAUUGGAUGGACUUGAAGGAUCUGUUAUUCAAGAUGCAGCCUAUGUUAUAUGUCUUGAUACACUUUCUGCAACAAAUAAUCUCUAUAUGCAUGUCUCAAAACCACCAAAAGAAAAUUCAUCUGGAGGAAUGUUUUGUAAACAAUUAAAAUCUGUAGCAGAUUCUUCAAAUACGGUACACGUUGAAGGCGUACAUAAGAAAAUAAAUCUUGCAGAAGAAACAUUAGCUUGGGAACACGAAAGAUUUAGUAUUAGAAGAUUGCCAGCAGCUACACUGUCCACAUUGAAAAGCCAUGAAGAUCCUGCCAGAAAUACAAUUUUGGAUAUAAUGGAAGAAGGACAAAUCGAUAUAUUGUACAAACACACUCAAGUGAUUGCAGAGGCAUUAGCAAGGCACAUUUACAAUCUAAGCUCUAACCAUAUAUUUGCAGAUUCUUUGGAAGUGUCAAAAGAAUCACUGUCGUUGUGGUUUACGUACUUGGCAUCUCAACCAAGAGCUGCUCCAUUAUUAGUUGAUAAAAAUAACCUAUUAAUUGCAACAUUGAAAGAAUCUAUGUCACGAUAUCUUGGAGAUGUUAAAGUCACAUUACAUGGGCCUGAUAAGCAAGAUCCAGAGUUUAUAUUUUAUGAUGUUACUAAAGCAGUGCUAAAUGUAUACAGUGUAAAACCAGCUGUUUUUGAUCUUUUCCUUACUGUUGCCAUUGUCAUGUACUUGGGAUUGAUAUAUGUGAUAGUACACAACUUCCCACGUGCUUUUAACCUAGCAAUUAGACUUUCUACAAAAGGCAAGUCAUCUUAAGCUUAUACCAUGAUUCUAGAAUGCCAAAGCAAUAGUCUCAAACAUUUAUUUAUAGAAAAAAUUCAUCAUUAGCAAUGUACUCGAAGAAAUGAGAUACAUGUACUUUUGAUAAAACAACUCGAAAAAUGAUUGAAUAAAAUUAAGGUGGACGCAUAGAAAAGAUAUAUACAAUACUUUGAUCAUCUGUAUAUUACAGUGCAUUUAUGAGAUUUAUAAUAUAAUUAUUUCGUUUUACUUAAUUUUUGUUUGGCAAUUCAGAUACUUACAUAAAUUUGGAGAAAAAAGGGAAAUGGAUAGCUAUUUUGUGUUGUAUAUACGUGUGUGUUACUUAUUAAAAUGAAAUGAAAUAAAUUAUGAAGUCUGCUACAAUGAGAGCA